AUGUCAGAACCACAGCACACUGCUAUCCCCGGAUUCACACUCAUCGCCCCCACCAUCUGGGAACAGCGACCAAUUGGCCGCGGGGAAAGCUUCUCAAAUAUCGAGCCUCCAUCGCUGAUUAUCGUACUGCCUUGGACGGGGGCACACGGUCGUCAUGUCGCAAAAUACACCGAGGCCUACCAAACAAUGUUUCCAUCCGCAUCCAUCCUCUGCAUCACCACAUCGACGAAAGACCUCUGCUUGCGGUCGUCAAAAAGAAAGCAGCAGCGCCUCCAGCCCGCUGUCGCACACAUACUCGAGCACGUCGAACGCAACAACGACCGUGCGAACAUACUUGUCCACGCCUUCUCGGAAGGCGGUUCCAACAAAGCGGUCGAGCUUGCAGAGGCAUACUCCCAGACCACCGGCACACGGCUCCCAUGCUCAGCCAUGUGUCUCGACAGCACACCCGGUCACCCUCGAUACCUACGCCUCUGCAACGCGCUCAAGAAGUCCCUCCCACCCAUCCCAAUUUUGAAUUGCACCGGCUUGCUCGUCGGGGGCGCGUUGUUAGGCGGCAUCUGGAUCCUCUACAAAUGCAUCAAGGGCCACGACAACAACGUCAUCUCGCGCACGCGUUGGCGGCUGCAGGAUCCCAAUCACUGGGAUCCAACAGCACCACGAUGCUAUCUCUACUCGAAGGGAGACCGGCUCAUUGCCUGGAAGGAUAUAAGAGAACACGUAGGCGAGGCUGUGAAAUCUGGCGCGCCGGUCAUGGAUGUUUGCUUCGAGGAUACCGCGCAUUGCAAGCAUGCGGCGGCGCAUCCAGAUAGAUAUUGGGGCGCUGUAGCUUUGACGUGGAAGAGGACCUGCAUUGACAAGGAGAAGAGGGAUUCAAAGAUCGAUCUGCAGAAAGAUACCAUUGAGCCCGUCGUUUCGAUCCCAAAACCAACUACCAAUUACAUCUCCGACCACAACAUGGCCGCUGCAACCAACAAGCCUACUGCGCUUCGUCAGUCCUCCGACAUCAGUGUCUCAAGCAACACAUCGUCAAAGCGCUCCAUCCGGGUCGCGGCUUCGUCGUUUCGCGCAGCUCUGAAGAAGCCGUUUAGAGGGUGGACGAAGGAGGCUCUGUGGGCGAAGUCGGGUCUCGACGAUGUUUACAAUUUCCCGACUGUGAGGAGGAGAGGUGCUGGAGAGGAUUCGACCGACAGUCACGGACAUUGA
Messenger RNA from Paraphaeosphaeria sporulosa, 1206 nucleotides. RefSeq lists its product as uncharacterized. The record is from RefSeq and is a predicted model, not a curated record. NCBI's taxonomy places the organism in Eukaryota, Fungi, Ascomycota, Dothideomycetes, Pleosporales, Didymosphaeriaceae. The transcript has 2 exons. The coding region runs from base 1 to 1206 and encodes 401 amino acids.